AUGGGGCUGUGCUCAGAAAAUGAAUCUGCUUCCCAGACCACUGACUGCACUUAUUUAAGAGAGCGAUGCCUGAGUGGUGAGAAUGGAUGUGAACACAAAUGGAGAAGAAUGGAAGAUGCUUGCCAUGUUUCAGGUAACCCCUGCAAGAUGAAGGAUUCAUCAGGCUGUAACCUGGGCAUCCAAUCCUUAGUGGAAAGCAAUUUCCAAUUUCAAGCUUGUCUCUGCACUGAUGACCUCUAUUGCACUGUUAAUAAACUGCUUGGAAAAAAAUGCAUCAAUGAAUCAGAUAACAAGAGAGAGGAUAAUAAAUUCAAGUGGAAUCUAACUACUCUUCCCUAUCAUGAAAUGAAAGGGAUCCGGUCCUGUUUGGAAGUGGCAGAGAUGUGUGUAGGGGAUGUGGUCUGUAAUGCACAGUUGGCCCCUUACCUUAAAGCUUGCUCAGCAAAUGGAAAUCUGUGUGAUGUGAAACACUGCCAAGCCGCCAUACGGUUCUUCUAUCAAAAUAUGCCUUUUAAUAUUGCCCAGAUGUUGGCUUUUUGUGACUGUGCUCCAUCUGAUAUACCUUGUCAGCAGUCCAAAGAAGCUCUUCACAGCAAGCCAUGUGCAGUGAACAUAGUUCCACCCCCGACUUGCCUCAAUGUAAUUCACAGCUGCCGAAAUGAUGAAUUAUGCAGGAGGCACUAUAGAACAUUUCAGUCCAAAUGCUGGCAGCAUGUGACUGCAAAGUGCCAUGAAGAUGAGGCUUGCAUGAGUAUGUUGGGCAAGGAGGACCUCACUUGCUCAGGAAGUGAUGACUGCAAAGCAGCUUAUAUCAGUACCCUUGGGACAGUCCUUCAAGUGCAGUGCACCUGUAGGUCCAUUACACAAAGUGAAGAACCUGUGUGCAAGAUUUUCCAGCAUAUGCUUGAUAGAAGUUCAUGUUUCAAUUAUUCGACUCUGUCCAAUGUCAAAGGCAUUGCAUUGCAUAAAAGUAAACAUACAGAGGAAAUAACUCUAAGUGGAUUUCAUUCCCCCUUCAACGGAGAAGUAAUGUAUGCUGUCAUGUGCGUGACAGUCAUCUGUGGAAUCCUUCUCAUGGUUGUGAUCAAGCUGAGGUAA
This is a messenger RNA of Phyllostomus discolor (pale spear-nosed bat), 1098 nucleotides long. RefSeq names its product GDNF family receptor alpha like (gene GFRAL). The transcript has 7 exons. Gene Ontology annotation, biological process: nervous system development. The coding region runs from base 1 to 1098 and encodes 365 amino acids. The record is from RefSeq and is a predicted model, not a curated record. NCBI's taxonomy places the organism in Eukaryota, Metazoa, Chordata, Mammalia, Chiroptera, Phyllostomidae. Gene Ontology annotation, cellular component: external side of plasma membrane; signaling receptor complex. Gene Ontology annotation, molecular function: signaling receptor activity.